AUGGCGGCUUCGAAGCUCCAAGCGCUGUGGAAUCAUCCGGCCGGCCCUAAAACCAUUCACUUUUGGGCACCCACAUUUAAAUGGGGCAUCAGCAUAGCUAAUGUUGCUGACUUCGCUAAACCACCUGAAAAUCUUUCAUAUCCUCAGCAAUUAGCGGUUGCAUGCACUGGAGUUGUCUGGUCACGCUAUAGCACUGUCAUCACUCCGAAGAACUGGAAUCUUUUUAGUGUGAAUGUAGCAAUGGCAGGGACAGGCCUCUACCAACUUUCUCGUAAAAUACGGCAAGAUUUUUUCUCCGAGACAGAAGCAGCUGCUGCUGAAGAAUGA
This is a messenger RNA of Prunus armeniaca (apricot), 327 nucleotides long. The record is from the annotation of a GenBank genome assembly. Lineage: Eukaryota; Viridiplantae; Streptophyta; Magnoliopsida; Rosales; Rosaceae.